Truncatella angustata is the source of this 648-nucleotide messenger RNA. Its product is annotated as small GTPase superfamily. The record is from RefSeq and is a predicted model, not a curated record. Bases 1 to 648 code for a protein of 215 amino acids. Gene Ontology annotation, molecular function: GTP binding; GTPase activity. The transcript is spliced from 3 exons. NCBI's taxonomy places the organism in Eukaryota, Fungi, Ascomycota, Sordariomycetes, Amphisphaeriales, Sporocadaceae. Gene Ontology annotation, biological process: small GTPase-mediated signal transduction.
AUGCCGCUCUGUGGAGGGUCAAAGACCGUGCAGCGCAAGCUGGUCCUUCUUGGCGAUGGUGCGUGCGGAAAGACUUCGUUGCUGAAUGUCUUUACGAGAGGCUACUUUCCGACCGUCUAUGAGCCCACAGUCUUCGAGAACUACGUACACGAUAUCUUCGUCGAUAAUAUUCACAUCGAGCUUUCUCUCUGGGAUACGGCUGGACAAGAAGAAUUCGACCGGUUACGAAGUCUCUCAUAUGACAACACAGAUGUCGUCGUCCUUUGCUUCAGUGUCGACAGCAAGGAUUCGCUAGAAAACGUGGAGAGCAAAUGGGUCGGCGAGAUACAAGAGAACUGCCCUGGAGUGAAGCUGGUCCUGGUGGCGCUCAAGUGCGAUCUGCGAGAGAACGAGGCGGAGGAAGAUGAUGCUGCCGCCCCCGCCGCACCCCCUACCACCACCAAUGCCGACAGCGCGCAACGCGAGAAGAAGCCUACCAUUGGCUACGACCAAGGGCUGGAAGUCGCACGGCGCAUCAAGGCCCUGCGGUACCUAGAAUGCUCCGCCAUGAGAAACCGUGGUGUAAACGAGGCAUUCACGGAAGCCGCAAGGGUAGCCCUCAGCGUCAAGUCUGCUGGGGACAACGACUCGAAAUGCUCCGUCAUGUGA